AUGUCUCAGCAGAAUAUUUUGGCAGCUAGUGUUUCAGCGCUUUCUCUUGAUGACUCUGCUGCGCAUACAGUCGGAACAGGAACGUCUUCCAAGAAGAGUAGAAGACCUCAUAGGGCAUACCAUAACUUUUCCUCAGGUACUGUUCCUACUAUGAGUAACUCACCUUACACAACACCACAAUUGAACCAGCAGGAUGGUUUCCAAGAGCCUCAAGUUUUUACCCCAAAGCAGUUUGGUGGACUUGGAUUUAACAACGGUUCAGGAUCCGUUAUGUCUACGCCAGUAAUGGUGAGCCAAGAACAAUUUGGCGGGAGUGAAGCCUCCUCGCCAUAUGGUCAGCCUAUUCCUGACAUGACUGCACCUCAACCUACUUCUCACAUUGUUCCAACUCAAAGAUUUGAAGACCAAGCACAAUACUCACAACGAUCUUUUGAAACUUGUAAGGACUCAGUGCCUCCUUUACCCACUACACAGUUUUACUGUGUAGACCAGGGUUCAUGUGACCCCCAUUUGAUGAGUUUGUCCAUGUACAAUAUUCCCGAAAGUGAACACUUGAGGGCCGCUACCAAACUUCCACUUGGAGUAACCAUCCAACCUUUUUCUAGUUUGACACCCAAUGAUGCGGAAGUCCCUACAGUUCCAUUACCGAUAGAUGGUACGCCCUUGCGUUGUAGACGUUGUCGUGCCUAUGCAAAUCCUAAAUUUCAGUUCACUUAUGAUUCGGGUGUUGUUUGUAAUAUCUGUAGGGUUAAGAUGCAAGUUCCGGCAGAGCAUUUUGCACCCAUGGGACCCAACGGGCAAAGGAGUGAUUUGAACGAAAAAUUAGAAUUAUUGCGGGGAACCGUUGAUUUCUUGGUGCCAAGUAUUUACAAUGCUAUUCAAAAUAAGAAACCUUUACCGUUGCAUUACGUGUUCUUAAUUGAUGUUUCGUUGCUAGCUAAUGAAAACGGGAGCUCUUUGGCUAUGGUGGAAGGUGUUAGGUCAUGUAUUGAGUAUAUUGCAGAUUUCCAGCCAAAUUGUGAGGUAGCUAUAAUUGUUUAUGAUAAUAAAUUGAGAUUCUUCAAUCUGAGACCAGAGUUAGACAAUGCGCAAGAAUAUAUUGUGAGUGAAUUGGAUGAUGUCUUCUUACCGUUUUAUACUGGUCUAUUCGUCAAACCUGGCAACUCGAUGAAAAUCAUUAAUGACACCUUGAUAAAAAUCAGUAGUUACAUCUCCUCCGAUAAGUAUAGCCAUGUGCCACAGGUUUGUUAUGGUUCUGCUUUACAAGCUGCAAAGUUGGCGUUGGAUACAGUGACCGGUGGCCAAGGUGGUAAAAUUAUUUGUUCUUUGAAUAGUUUACCAACAAUUGGCAACGGUAACUUGUCAUUGAAAAGAGAUAACGCCCACAUCGCUCAUGUUAAAUGUGAUAAUGGAUUUUACAAGAAAUUAGCAUCUGAUUUUUUACAAUCUUACAUUUCUCUGGAUUUGUAUGUGACCAAUGCUGGAUUUAUUGAUAUGGCUACUGUGGGCCACCCUGUGGAGAUGACUUCCGGUAUCUUAAAGUAUUACCCACAUUUUCAACAAGAGGCAGAUGCGUUCACUUUAGUCAAUGACAUGGUAACGAAUGUUUCUAAUAUUGUGGGAUAUCAAGCCUUAUUAAAAGUACGUUGUUCUACUGGUCUGUCUGUGGAACAGUACUAUUGUGACUCAUCUGAUAACACUGAUCAUGAUCCAAUCAUUCCGGUGUUGACUAGAGAUACCACAUUGGAUGUUUUACUAAAAUAUGACAGUAAAAUCAAAACAGGAACUGAUGUUCAUUUUCAAACGGCGUUGUUGUACACUGACGUUGAUGGUGUCAGAAAAGUUCGUUCUAUAAACACAUCAGGUGCGGUAUCGAAUAACAUUCGCGAAAUUUUCAAGUUCAUAAACCAAAACCCCGUUAUGAGAAUAAUGAUCAAAGAUGUUAUAAAGUCUCUAGGUGAUUGUGAUUUUGUAAAGAUCAGAAGAUUGAUUGACGACAAGAUGGUGGAAAUAUUGACGCAGUACAGAGGGUUGGUUAGCAGUAAUUCAUCAACACAAUUGAUUUUACCCGAUUCCAUAAAAACUUUGCCAGCUUACAUGUUAGCAUUUGAAAAAAGCGAAUUAAUGAAACCAAACACUCAAAGUACUCGUGGUAAUGAACGAAUUUAUGAUUUAUUGAAAUAUGAUUCAUUAAACCAAGCACAACUUUGCUUCAAGCUUUACCCACAGAUCAUGCCAUUUCAUGUAUUAUUGGAAGAAACAGAUUUGACCUUUUACGAUGCUAACGAUAAGUUAUUACAAAUCAACUCCAGCUCUAUAAAUAAUCUAUCUGUAAGAACCACACACUCCAAUUUUAUCAAUGGUGGUUGCUACCUAAUUUUUCAAGGUGACACUAUUUAUCUAUGGUUUAACGAGAACACUAAUAGAAUGCUCUUACAAGAUUUGUUGUCUGUAGAUGAAUCGUUGCCUGUUGGCCAAAUUUCGCUAUUUAGUGGAACAUUGCCUGAGACGGGCACUAGCGUUAAUCAAAAGGCAUUGAAUGUUAUUAAGAACUGGCAACAAAUAGUCAACAAGUCUUCAUUGCCGUUGGUGUUAUUGAGGCCCAACGUCGACCAGUACUACAGUAACGUAAUGAGUCAAUUGCUUUGUGAGGACAAGACUGUCAACCGAAUCGAAUCAUAUGACAACUACUUGGUGAUAAUGCAUAAAAAAAUUCAAGAAAAACUUCAAAAGGAUGAUUUCAUUAAAGUUUCCAAUGCUGCAAAUCAUGAAAACAUACAUCAAAAAUUUGUACAAUUUUGA
Messenger RNA from Saccharomyces mikatae IFO 1815, 2802 nucleotides. It is a transcript of the gene SFB3, whose product is annotated as Sfb3p. The transcript has a single exon. Gene Ontology annotation, biological process: COPII-coated vesicle cargo loading; endoplasmic reticulum to Golgi vesicle-mediated transport; intracellular protein transport. NCBI's taxonomy places the organism in Eukaryota, Fungi, Ascomycota, Saccharomycetes, Saccharomycetales, Saccharomycetaceae. The coding region runs from base 1 to 2802 and encodes 933 amino acids. The record is from RefSeq and is a predicted model, not a curated record. Gene Ontology annotation, cellular component: endoplasmic reticulum exit site; COPII vesicle coat. Gene Ontology annotation, molecular function: SNARE binding; zinc ion binding.